AUGAAGUGGAGGAAGGCGGAGGGGAGUGAUGGAGUGGUGGUUGAGAUGGUGGAGGCUGCUGGGGACUUUGCGAUAGAGAAGAUCACAGAGUUAGCAAAUCAAAUAUAUGACACGGGUAAUAUACCUGAGAGAAUGGAAGAGUCUGAAUUCAUUGUAAUACCAAAGAAGGAAGGAGCAGUAGAAUGCGAUAAACAUCGAACAAUAAGUAUUAUGAAUCAGGUGGCGAAGAUUGUACUAAGAGUGAUAGAUGAGAGCUUGAAGAGAAAAAUCGAGGAAACAGUGGACAGAGCACAGUUUGGUUUUAAGAAAGGUAAAGGAACGAGGAAUGCAGUUUUUGUAUUAAUAGCCAUUAUAAAGCCAUAG
Molecule: messenger RNA, 363 nt
Organism: Scylla paramamosain (green mud crab)
Lineage: Eukaryota; Metazoa; Arthropoda; Malacostraca; Decapoda; Portunidae
Exons: 1
Coding region: 1-363 (120 amino acids)
Source: RefSeq, a predicted model, not a curated record